Molecule: messenger RNA, 4008 nt
Organism: Equus quagga
Lineage: Eukaryota; Metazoa; Chordata; Mammalia; Perissodactyla; Equidae
Product: arylacetamide deacetylase-like
Exons: 5
Coding region: 1182-2381 (399 amino acids)
Biological process (GO): positive regulation of triglyceride catabolic process
Cellular component (GO): endoplasmic reticulum membrane
Molecular function (GO): serine hydrolase activity; triacylglycerol lipase activity
Source: RefSeq, a predicted model, not a curated record
CCGAACCAGCAAAACCCUGGGCCACCAAAGCGGAGCGCGCAAACUUAACCACUGGGCCACGGAGCUGGCCCCUCGUCUAUUUUCUUAAAUCUAUAUUUUCUAGCUCUGUACCCUAAAAUGGCCUGGCAUCAAUGAGUAUGUCUAGUGCCAAUUUUUUUUUCUCUACUUUCAUUCCUCACUAGAGGAAACCAGAACUCCUUGAAGAAGUGGUUUGUCCAGGUCUCAGGUAGAGAAAAUGUGGUUAUAUAGAAAAAAGAUAGAGCAGGAAAUACACUAAGGUGUCAACAGCAGUGAUCUCAGUAGAGAUGUGAUUUAUAUUUAUUAUUUUCCUUUUGUAUUUCCAAAUAUUCUCGGAGGUAUAUAUAACAGGCCUGGGGGGGGAAAAGUUGUUUUAAAAGUUUUCUAUGUACUUUCUUAGACACCUGGAUUUUUCUGGCUCCAAUAUUUAAACUUAUAUGACGUUGGCCAAGUUAUUUAACCUUCUGAAAACUCAUUCUACUCAUUGAUGGGAAGACAAUAAUACUGGUCUUGUAGGUUUAUGGUUUGGACUGAUGUAGAUUACAUAUACAAGUCAUUUAGCAUAGGGCCUAGAUCGCAAUGUAAAUGAUUCAUAAAUGCUCUCUAUUACUGUUAUCAUUAUCACCGUCACUAUUUGUAUAACUCUUCUCUCAAAAAAUGAUCAGGCUUAAUUGCUAAUGUUUCUGUUUCCUGCAAGAUAAUGUAGAUUCUGCAGGGCAGAGAUCAUGGCUGUCUUGUUUCCUACCCUCUCGCUUUAAAAAUGUGUAUGUCUGUUUUCUCUUGUUCUGUGGUAAUUUACUGUAGAAAAAAGAUUCUGCAACACGUGUAUUUAAUAUGGACUAUUCUCUUUGCAUUAAAAGACUCUUUCCCAAGCUAUUGUUCAAUCCCUGUUUGUUUACUGGAAUACAAAUAAGAGUGUGUAGUUCACACAGCUUGCCCAGGUCUCUGUGAUUCACUGAACCUUGAACGCUUACUCAGUGUGAUUAUUUCUGGAUAGCCAAUGAAGGGUAAACCUUUUGCCAGCCCCAAAACUAGGUGAGCAGCUCUAUAUUCAAAAAGGAAGAUAAAGCCUCUGUGUGGAGCUGAAACUCAGUACACUGUUCCUGCAUAUCAAGUAAGUUUACUCUGUGAUUUGGAAGACAGAGGAGCGUAGGAGCUGCAUCAUGGGAAGAAAAUCACUGUACCUUCUGAGCGUGGGCAUCCUCUUAGCGUAUUACGUUUACACACCUCUCCCAGAGAAUUUUGAGGAGCCAUGGAGGAUGAUGUUGUUCAACACAUAUCUGAAAUCUGCAGUGCAUUUGGCUACAUUUCUGGAGAUGCUGGGACUCAACCAUUUGAUGGAUUCCAUGAUGACUGGUAUGAGUUUUGAUGAAGUUCCACCAACCUCAGAUGAAAAUGUCACUGUGACUGAGACAACAUUCAACCAUAUUCCUGUCCGUGUGUACGUGCCCAAGAGGAAGUCAGAAGCCCUGAGGAGGGGUGUGUUUUACAUCCAUGGCGGUGGUUGGUGUUUGGGAAGUGCUGCUUUAAAAGGUUAUGACUCACUGUCAAGAUGGACAGCAGACAGACUUGAUGCUGUUGUCAUAUCAGCUGACUACAGAUUAGCCCCUAAGUAUCAUUUCCCAACUCAAUUUGAAGAUGUGUAUAAUGCCUUAAAGUGGUUCUUACAUGAAAAAGUUCUUGCAAAAUACGGCGUGAACCCUGAGAGGGUUGCUGUUUCUGGAGACAGCGCGGGAGGAAAUUUAGCGGCAGCAGUAACGCAACAGCUCUUAGAUGAUCCGGAUGUCAAGAUCAAACUCAAGGUCCAGUCUUUAAUUUAUCCUGCCCUUCAGCCUCUUGACGUAGAUACACCAUCAUACCAAGGAUAUUCGCAUUUUCCUGUUCUGUCCAAAUCACUCAUGGUCAGGUUCUGGAGUGAAUAUUUUACUACAGAUAGAUCACUUGAGAAAGCCAUGCUUUCCCACCAACAUGUUCCUGUGGAAUCAAGUCAGUUAUUCAAGUUUGUUAAUUGGAGUUCCUUGCUCCCUGAGAGGUUUCUAAAAGGAUAUGUGUAUAACAAUCCAAUUUAUGGCAGUUCUGAGCUAUCAAAGAAAUAUCCAGGAUUCCUGGAUGUGAGGGCAGCCCCCCUGCUGGCUGAUGACCACAAGUUGCGUGGUUUACCUCUGACCUACAUCAUCACCUGUCAGUAUGACGUGUUAAGAGACGAUGGACUCAUGUAUGUCUCCCGACUUCGGAACGCUGGAGUUAGGGUGACCCAUAACCACGUUGAGGACGGAUUCCAUGGAUCAUUUUCACUUCUGAAUUUUAAAAUUGGUUACAGGCUCAUCAAUCAGUAUAUUAGCUGGCUAAGUGAAAAUCUAUAGCAGAAUAUUUAUCAAAGAUAUAUUUUAAAAAUAAAGCAAAUUUCAAUACAUCAGAAAAUCUAGAUGUUAGAAAUUGGCCUUUCUUGGUCUCUGUAAGGUCUAUGUAUAGCAUAAUGAUUAUUUUCUGUUUUACUUUUUUACUCUGAGGGAUUUCGUUUAGUUUUCCACAUUGUGUAUCUGGUAAUUCAAUGAGGUUUUUCCUCUUAACGAAUAUAAUCUUACUUUUUAAAAUAUCUUAUUUUCUUGGAUACUCUUUUUGUGUAUGUUGGCUACUACUUACUAUUUACAAUUGCGAGAGGAUAAAUGCAAGCAAAUAUUGCUCAUCUAAAUAAUGUCAAAGUUUUAAUUGAUGUACAUUUACAGUCUGAAACACUCCCAGUACCUGAUCUAAGUGCCAACUCUGAACAUAGUUGCCUCAACACGGUGCCAUUUUAUUAUCACUGUAAAUUCUUCUUUUUCUUUGCAACACCUCUAGAAUCCAAGUCGCAGGAGUUACACUAUUUAAUGCUAAAAAUCACUGUGGUACUCUGGGGAACUAGCUGCUUUACACUUGGGGAGGAGUUAGAGAAAGUGACAUUUAGUAAAGAUGGAGGAAGUCUUUAGAAUGGGCAAUGACCUAGUAACAGCCAGAGACUACAGACGUGGAAGCAACUGACCAAUGAUAGAAAAAGCACAGAAAAACUUAAUCUGUGAAAAGUCCAUCCUGACAUUGCAGGGAGGAAGGCAAAAUAAAGUGGAUUGUUGAGGAGCCAGCCCGGUGACAUAGUGGUUAAGUUUGCGUGCUCAGCUUCAGUGGCCCAGGGUUCACAGGUUUGGAUCCUGGGUGCAGACCUACGCACCGCUCAUCAAGCCAUGCUGUGGUGACAUCCCACAUGAAAUAGAGGAAGAUGGGCACAGAUGUUAGCUCCGCAAUAAUCUUCCUCAAGCAAAAAGAGGAAGACUGGCAACAGAUGUUAGCUCAGAGCCAAUCUUCCUCACACACACACAAAAAUGGAUUGUGUUUCAAGGCUGAGCAGAAUUAUUUGUAUUGGCCACGAGCUGUGUGACGUAUUCUAACUGUGAAGAAGCACAGCCACAGUCAGUCUUCCAAUGGUGCGGGAGCUCCACAUGGCCCUCAGGGACCAGGGCUCCUUCUAUCUUUGUACUUCAGCACACUCAGUGUCUGUUUUUGUGUCCAUACACACAAUUAUUGUACUUUUGAGUAUCAUCUGAAUAUCCUAUCUUGGCAGAGAUGGAGUAUGGUAAAAGCUGAGUCACAUUUGAGGCCAUUCCAUUUUCUUAAGGAACCAGUAGCUAUCCCAGAAGCUCCACCCAAUAGACUUCUCUAUUUUGUUUUCUAGGACUGAGUCACAAGAAAUUUUGCAAAACAGAAACUUUGUAGUUGAGCAAAUGACAUUUUCUUGUGCUGAGGAAUAAGAAAAUAACAAAGCAACUAGGAGAACAUGCUAUACAUAUCUAUAGCAGUAAAUUGUCAAACAGCAAUUGUGGGAUAAUUUUCUGAGUAAAUAAGUAAAGAGAGUUGAGGAUUAAUAACAAAUGUACUGAAUAUAUAUAUGUCAGAUCUAUGGUCCCAAAUGAAUCAUCGAUGUACCAUGUAUAAAUAAAAGAAUAUGUUGAUUGCUUUGAA